This is a messenger RNA of Adineta steineri, 1056 nucleotides long. The record is from the annotation of a GenBank genome assembly. Lineage: Eukaryota; Metazoa; Rotifera; Eurotatoria; Adinetida; Adinetidae.
AUGGAAUUAGAAACAGAAAUUCCCAUUUGGUAUAAAGGAAAAGUAAAAUGGAUAUCAAAUUUAACUUCCCGUUCAACUUGUUCUGAUGUUAUUCAAGCUAUAUUAUCAUCAUUAUCAAUAGAUUAUUCUUCAUUUGAAUUAAAUGAAAAUUAUAUUUUAUAUGAAUGUUGGCGUGGUGUUGAAAGACCAUUAAAAUAUCGUUGUCGUCUUCUUAAAUUAUGGAAUUCAUGGGCUGGUGAAUGUGAAAAUGUUAUAUUAACAUUACGAUCACGUGAAGAAGAAUCAAUUCCAACACAUAUUCUUAUUCGUCAACAAGAAAAAAAAUUAAAUAAAUUAAAACGUCAACUACGAAGAACUGAUAAACAAAUUCAAUAUUUAAAUAAAUAUGAAAAUGAAAAAGAAAUUUUAAUUUAUUUCAAUUUAUCACGUUCAAUAAUUCAUUUAAAUAAUCAAAUUAAAAAUCAAGAAAAAAUUAUUUUCAAUUUAAAAUUUCAUAUUGAAAAUGAAAAUGAAAAUAAUCAAGAGAAUUUUCUUCAAGAUGAUUUUAAAAAACUUUUAUAUGAUGUUAAUCAAACAUUAAUAACAAGUAGAAAAUUAACUCUUCUCGCAGAUAAAAUUGAUCAACAAAUACAAAAAACAAAUGAUCAAAUUGAAAAAAAACUUCUUCUAUUAGAUGAAUUAGAAUUAGAUUAUGCACUACAAGAUAAUAUUGAUAUUGAUAGUUUAGAAGAUCAAGAUGAACAAAUAUCUUCUUCUCCUCUUAUUUCAAUUAAAACAUUAACAGUUCAAAGUCGUCCAACAGCAAUAGUUGAACCAAGUCCAUCAAGAUUAAAAUCAAAAGAAUUUUUAGGAAAUAAUCUCAUAUCUCAUUUAUCAUUAGAUAAUCUUGAUAAACAAGAGAAAAAUUGUUUAAAUACAACAAAAUCGAAAAUUGAUUUAAUACCAUUAUCUAUUCCAUAUCAAAAUUAUAAAUUUCAAACAAUAAAUAAUGAUGAAUCAGAUACUGGAAUUAGUUCGAUUUAUUCGAAUGAUGAACAAUUAGUAACACUUGUUUAA